GUAUUACACAGGUGUACCGGCUCCUCCCCUUCAGUCUUGCACAGGUGUACUGGCCCCUCCCCUUCAGACUUUCACAGGUGUACUGGCUCCUCCCCUUCAGACUUUCACAGAUGUAAUGGCUCCUCCUCUUCUGUAUUACACAGGUGUACCGGCUCCUCCCCUUCAGUCUUGCACAGGUGUACUGGCUCCUCCCCUUCAGACUUACACAGGUGUACUGGCUCCUCCUCUUCUGUAUUACACAGGUGUACUGGCUCCUCCUCUUCAGUCUUGCACAGGUGUACCAGCUCCUCCCCUUCAGUCUUGCACAAGUGUACUGGCUCCUCCCCUUCAGUCUUGCACAGGUUGUACCGGCUCCUCCCCUUCAGUCUUGCACAGGUUGUACUGGCUCCUCCCCUCCAGUCUUGCACAGGUGUACCAGCUCCUCACCAGUCUUGCACAGGUGUACCGGCUCCUCCCCUUCAGUCUUGCGCAGGUGUACUAGCUCCUCCCCUCCAGUCUUGCACAGGUGUACUAUCUCCUCCCCUCCAGUCUUGCACAGGUGUACAGGCUCCUCCCCUUCAGUCUUGCACAGGUGUACCAGCUCCUCCCCACCAGUCUUACACAGGUGUACUGGCUCCUCCCCUUCAGUCUUGCAGAGGCGUACCAGCUCCUCCCUUUCAGUCUUGCACAGGUGUACCGGCUCCUCCC
This is a messenger RNA of Staurois parvus, 687 nucleotides long. The record is from the annotation of a GenBank genome assembly. NCBI's taxonomy places the organism in Eukaryota, Metazoa, Chordata, Amphibia, Anura, Ranidae.